GCUUCAACUUCCUUACGCUGUCAGCGUCCAAGUAGAAUGUACCCUGCUUAGUCGACGUAAGCAAAAAAAUAUUGCCGGAAUGUCAACAUACGAACAUAUGGUUGAAGUUAUAUAUAUGUGUAUUCCUUGUUUUUCUAAUGGCGACAAUGAUUCCAUGCGAAAAGUGACGUGGAAUAUUAGAUCCUAUUUUUUCACUGUUAGUAACGCCGAUAUACCGAAAAUUCGGGGAUCGGUACAAAAAAAUGAUAUUUCCCGAGGAAUUUAUCACUUUUAUAGUAAUUUUAAUACCGUUGGUCGCAUUUGUUUUCUGUGGGAUUUUGUACGUGACGACGAAACCGUAUCCACUUGUUUGGCGACAUGAAGAUGAAAAAUAUUACUUCAAUCCUAGAAGUGGAAUGAGGGAGGCUUUUUCAUCGCUGGAUGAAGAAUGGAGUGUUCAUUUAAGUGUCAUUGUUCCUGCAUAUAACGAAGAAGACCGCUUAUCCCCUAUGCUGGAUGAAUGCUUGGAAUAUCUAGAAAAACGAAAAGAUUCAGGACUCACUUAUGAAGUUAUCGUCGUCAGUGAUGGAAGUACCGACAAGACUGUACAAGUAGCACAAAGUUAUGCUGAACGAUAUAACACUGUGAAAGUUUUAGCGCUUGUAAAAAACCGAGGAAAAGGUGGUGCAGUCAGAUUGGGAAUGCAGAGUGCACGCGGCAGUGUACUUCUAUUUGCCGAUGCGGAUGGUGCAACAAAAUUCAGUGAUUUGGAUAAGCUUGAUGCAAGCAUGAAGGAAAUUGUUGGUUGUGAUUAUUCAAGUAAUCCAGACAAAGUUGCGAAAGCCGAAGGAGUAGUUUGCGGUUCACGUGCGCAUCUGGAAGCCGAAGAGACAGCGAAACGUUCAUACUUUCGACUGAUUCUGAUGCACGGUUUUCACUUUUUAGUGUGGGCGCUGUGCGUCCGUGGAAUUCGUGACACGCAGUGCGGCUUUAAACUACUAACUCGUGAAUCAGCGAGAACGCUUUUUCGCGCUCUGCACGUCGAGCGUUGGGCUUUCGACGUUGAGAUGUUGUACAUAGCGCAAACUCUCAACAUUCCAAUAACAGAAAUAGCAGUUAAUUGGGUGGAAAUUGAGGGAUCGAAAAUUGUGCCGUUCUGGAGCUGGAUGCAAAUGGGACGUGAUUUAGGUCUCAUUUGGUUGAAAUAUAGAAUGGGAGCGUGGAAAAUAGACAGACCAAAGGCGCGUUAACGCACAUCCAUUGUUUUCAUUUUUAUAUGCCCCAGUCACUGUAUUCUUUAUUCAAUUAUACAUUUGCACAUCUACGCAAUAGAAAUGCCAUGUUGAAAACGAGAAAACCAUUUUUCUGUAUUAUUUCCUGGUUCAUGUAAAAUGUCGUAGCUUACAAGAAAAUCGGUAUAUUCGAAUACUUACCUCGACAUUUUAUCCUGCAAUUGAUCAAUAGCCUUAAUAGUUAAAAAUCCAUUCUUAACGCAUUUUUUGUGAACUGUAUUUCUUCCCUCUUCGAAAAUGAACUUUUUGAUGGUAUUAUUGGUCAUUUACAUAUAAUUUUUCAUGCUACUAUACAUACAUUCCUAUCAAAAAAUCAACUUAAAUCACCGAUAUUCGUUGAUUUAUGUUCUAAGGGAUCCGAAAAUCUUUUCAACGGUUGCAGUUUUCUAAGAGAAAUUUAUAUUAUUAAUAUAUUUGUUAAUAAAUUCUCCGCUGAAGUGUUCCAUCAUCAUGAAUUCGUUGUUUAUUGUAAAGAGGGCUUAAUGCAAUUUUUCAUUUAAAAAUAUAGUCACAAUAAUUGAUGAUAA
Molecule: messenger RNA, 1798 nt
Organism: Venturia canescens
Lineage: Eukaryota; Metazoa; Arthropoda; Insecta; Hymenoptera; Ichneumonidae
Gene: wol
Product: Dolichyl-phosphate beta-glucosyltransferase wollknaeuel
Exons: 5
Coding region: 243-1229 (328 amino acids)
Cellular component (GO): endoplasmic reticulum membrane
Source: RefSeq, a predicted model, not a curated record